Messenger RNA from Rhododendron vialii, 3977 nucleotides. Its product is annotated as probable ubiquitin-conjugating enzyme E2 24. Bases 1139 to 3757 code for a protein of 872 amino acids. The record is from RefSeq and is a predicted model, not a curated record. The transcript has 9 exons. Lineage: Eukaryota; Viridiplantae; Streptophyta; Magnoliopsida; Ericales; Ericaceae.
UACUGUUGGUAUAUUCUGGCCCUAUCGGAUCAAGAUUUGCUUAUAUCUAAUUGGAUACCAAAUGAAAUGAAAAAAGCACUCAGAAAAUAAAUACUCCAGCGUCUCAACAGACAGAGAGAGAGAGAGAGAGAGCGCGCUUGCUUGCUUGAAGACUGAGAAAGAGAAUACUAUUGUGCCAUGUUCGCUUAUGGGUUGACAGAAGGGGUUUUUGGGGAGGGAUUUGGCCUCUCUGAACUCCCAAGCCCCGCCUCCUGUUAGUCUCUAAUUUCAGCUAUUUUUACUGAGAAAACUGAAAGAAAGUGUGGGGAAGAUGAAGAAAGUUGGUGUGUCCCCCUGUAUAUAUAUCCCUGAUUCAAGUUCUGGGUUUGGUUUCAUUUGAUCAGCUUAUGGUCCACUUUGAAUGGUCUUAUGUUAUGUCAUGAAGUGUGUACAAUUGCCAUCUUGACUCAUGGAAAAUAGAGGCAGUUCAAACCCGAAGUACCUUUGUUUCAUUUACUGUUUCUGUCGGGUGGCUUGAACUUCAUAUUCUUAAUCCCGGCUUCUGUUGGUUAAAUUUACCUUUGAGACGAGGCAAAUCUCCUUUGGCAAUAUCGAAUUCCUUCUGAAAGCAAAAAUAGAGAAGGGAAAAGAAAUAGUUAGGACUUGUAGCCAAUAUAUAUUGGUAGUUGUAGAUUCUGCUCUUCGGGCAAAUCUCCUUUGGCAAAGCUCACAGUUUCUCUGUUGAGAGAUCACUGCAGCAAUAAGGAACCAUUUGGCAUUGUAGCUUUUUGAGGAUUAUAAUUCUCCUUCUAGUGGAAAUUUCAGUCCAUUUGUUGGGCAAAUCUCCUUUGGCAAUUAAGAGUCUUUCAGUAGACUCCAUUUAGCUCAAUUUGGGCAAAUCUCCUUUGGCAUUAUCUCCAGUUUUCUGGAGAUAUUAUCUAGAUCUCUGCAUCGUAAGAGCAGAUUGAUCGAAAGAUAUAGGUUCAUAUUUGAAGAUUCACGGUGAUAUACCAUUUAUCAUUUGGUGUCAAACAAUUAGCCGGAUCAUUACCACAAUACAUCCAUCCCAAGCAACGUUGUAUCGGAAAGGGGAAAGGUGUUGAUUGUUGAAGAUUUUUGGACAAAGAACAAUUGAAGAUAUAUUCUGAUAGUCAUCCAAAUGAUGGAUUCGUCGAGUGAGUUCGAUAGUUUCAGUGAGAGCAGCAGCUGUGAAGAGCAAGAUGACAUUGGAACUAUGUAUGGGGGCCAUGCCUUCACCAUUCUGUCAAGCCUUGAGGAAACCAUAGGAAAGAUUGACGAUUAUCUCUCUUUUGAGAGGGGAUUCAUACACGGUGACAUUGUUUGCUCCGCAACUGACCCUUCUGGACAGAUGGGCAAAGUGGUCAAUGUCGAUAUGCUUGUGGACUUGGAAAAUCUUCACGGUGAAAUAAAAACUGAAGUGAAGUCGAAAGAAAUUCGAAAGAUCCGGUCCCUUUCGGUGGGGGAUUACGUUGUGCAUGGUCCGUGGCUUGGAAAAGUGGAUAAAAUAGUUGAUAGUGUCACCAUCUUGUUUGAUGAUGGCACAAAGUCUGAGUUUACCACAAUGGGACCGGAAAAGGUCAUUCCUCUUUCUCCCGACUUAAUUGAAGAUUUGCAAUACCCUUACUAUCCUGGCCAGAGGGUUCGUGUUGAGCUUCCUACUGUUUCCAAAACAGCUAGAUGGUUAUUAUGUGGUACUUGGAAGGGAAAACGAGAUGAAGCAACCGUUUGUGCCGUAGAAGCAGGUUUGGUAUAUGUCGAUUGGAUUGCUUGUGCUAUGGGUUGUUGUGAGAGGGGCCCCGCUCCACCAGCUUUGAACGAUUCGAAAAACUUGACCUUGUUGUCAUGUUUCUCUCAUGCCAACUGGCAGCUUGGCGAUUGGUGUAUGCUUCCAACACUUGACCAUAAUGGUGUUAUGGAUCAGAUUUUCCUUGAGCAAUCUGAAAAAGUGUUCAAUCAAAGGAGUCAAAGGACAAGUCCAAAUUUUCAAGAAAUCUCUGUUAUUGGGAAGAUAAAAACAAAAGUAGAUGUUCUAUGGCAGGAUAGAAGUCAGUCAAUGGGAGUAGACUCCCACUCUCUAUUUCCAAUCAAUGCUAUCGAUGCUCAUGAUUUUUGGCCUGGGCAGUUUGUUGUGGAAAAAGGUACCUGCGACGAUCAAGAUGGUCCUAGUGGCAAAAAAUGGGGUGUUGUGAGAAGCGUGGAUGCCAAAGAACGGACUGUGAGGCUAAAAUGGGAAAGUCUUGGGAUAAACCAAGUGAAUGAUUUGAUGGGAGAGCAGAUGGAGGAGACUGUGAGUGCUUAUGAACUGGUUGAACACCCCGAGUAUUCCUUUGGUAUUGGUGAUGUAGUGUUUCAACAGGAAAAGAAAGUGGGUAAUGUGGAUUGUGGUGGAGAACAAAAUGUUUUCUCGAACAAUUGUUAUGCAGCCUGUAUUGGAAUUGUUAUGGGCUUCAAAGAUGGGAAUGUCGAGGUGAAAUGGGCAAAUGGUCCUACAACCAAGGUUGCACCUUUUGAAAUCUUCCGAAUGGAUAAAUAUGAAGGUUCAUCUCCUACUCCUGUGCUUCAUGGGGAAAGUGCUGAACAAGUGACCCAAGAGAUGACCGAGUAUGAUAAACAACCUUUGCAUCCCAAGGGGAAGGAUUUUUUGGACUCUGGUUCCCAUUCCCUCCCUCAAGCUGCUAUUGGGUUUUUGAAUAGCAUUAUGGGGAGUCUAUAUGGAUCCCUAGGUUCCACAUCAGUCUCAUAUACCUCUGACCUUGCUUUAGAAGAGGGAAAGAACUUGGAGUCUAACAGAGAGGAAGAUUUGCUGGGAUCUUGCAACCUAUGCACUGAGGGACCAGCAAAUUUGCAGCAACCCUUCAAGAUUGAGGAAGAGAGAGCCCCUCCAUUCACAUCAGAUAGAGCAUACCCAAAACCGUUUAAGCAGUUUGAUAUGGUUACUGGUUGCUUGGACCACCACUUUGUUGACGGUGCUGGCAAGGGAUUGACCUUAUCUCAGGUAAAAAGAGGUUGGUUGAAAAAGGUUCAGCAAGAAUGGAGCAUGCUGGAGAAAAAUCUUCCUGAGACGAUUUAUGUCCGUAUCUAUGAGGAAAGGAUGGAUUUGAUGCGGGUAGCCAUCGUUGGUGCACCUGGAACUCCAUACCAUGAUGGACUUUUCUUCUUUGAUAUUUUCCUUCCUCCCGAAUAUCCUCAAGAACCACCUUUGGUGAACUAUAAAUCCGGUGGUCUACGUGUCAACCCUAACUUGUAUGAGUCCGGAAAAGUUUGUCUUAGUCUCCUAAAUACUUGGACGGGCAGUGGAACUGAAGUAUGGAAUCCAGGGAGCUCCACUAUUCUCCAAGUUCUCCUAUCCCUUCAGGCUCUCGUGCUUAAUGAAAAGCCGUACUUCAAUGAAGCUGGAUAUGAUAAGCAGGUGGGAAGAGCAGAGGGGGAGAAGAACUCAGUGAGCUACAAUGAAAAUGCAUUUCUCGUUAGCUGCAAGUCCAUGUUGUACCUACUACGCAAACCACCCAAGCAUUUUGAGGCAUUGGUGGAGGAACACUUCAGCCGGCGGUCCAAAGAUAUUUUGUCUGCUUGUAAAGCAUAUAUGGAAGGCGCUCCAGUUGGCUUUGCUUUUGGAUACCGAAACAGCGAGGAAGAAAAUCAACAGGGGAGUUCUAUGGGGUUCAAGAUCAUGCUUUCUAAGCUCUUUCCUAAGCUUGUCGAAGCAUUUUCUAUUAAGGGUAUAGCUUGCAGUCAAUACGUUGAUUCUGCAAUAUGAUUGUGAUGCUGUAGUGGUACGUAUACACUGAUGGUGGAGGCACUCGGACUUGUAUAAAAUCACUGUGUGCCUGGUGAAACACUUGAUUUCAAGUUUUCCUCUUGUUCGUAUGGGACUACGUUUGUAAAAUGGGUGAAAAUGCUGGAGCAGCUGGACACGUGUAUAGCGUGUGAUCUGUAUCAUAUGAUGGUUUAUAGAAUUCCUGACAUCUUAAACAGAA